AUGGGAUGGCUGCAUGUGGAAAAACCCCGCAGCCCUCCUGGCGGAGGAGUUCUCAGGGGUUAUCGUCCGCUCCGCGGAGGAGGGCCUAGGGCAACGUCACCCCAGGGGGUCGGGGGGGGGGAGUACGAGUGGUGGACGACUGAACUCGAUAAGACUAGAAGGUUACAAUGUAAACUCAGGCAUGCAUGGCAGAGUAAAAGGCGUCUAGGAGGUAGGUCAGAGGAGAUAGCCAGGAUGGCCUUCCACAGCGUGCGUGCGAGAUACAGGAAGAUGAUGGUGGAGGCGCAGCAGUCGCAUCAUAUGAGGGUUGCCAACUCUGGCAACGAGGACCCAUGGGGUAUGGCGUACAGGGUGGCUAGCGAGAUGGUACGACCGCCUGCAAACGUGAUCAAUGGGAUCGCCUUUGCGGGUGGGCACCCGGACAACAUCGAGGCAGCGAUGGUCAACCUAAUGUCUGCGCUCUGUCCGGAUGACAGACCUGAUCACGACAUGCCUUACCAUCAGCAGGUCCGCCUACUGGCGGCUUUCAUGCCGUCUGGUAGAGCUGCGUCUCCGCCUGCAGUUGAGGAUCUGGAAGUAAUAGUCAAGGCCUUGCCUAACACAGCUCUGGGACUCGAUGGAGUGAGCGCGCGAAUUGUGAAGAAUGUUUGGAUGGCAGCACCGAGGAAAUUUCACUCGGUGUACGCCAAGUGCGUGGUAGAGGGGGUCUUCCCCAAGGUAUGGAAGGACGGAAGAUUGAUUGUCAUUCCAAAGGGUAAUGACAAGCCGCUCACCGAUGCCAAGGCAUACCGUCCGAUAACGCUCCUCCCUGUUUUGGGAAAAGUAUUGGAACGCGUAAUGUUAAGAUGUGCUUCUGCGAUUAGUCGCGAGAUAUCUGAGCACCAGCACGGUUUCUCUCCGGGGCGAUCUACGGUAACAGCGCUGCGUGUCUUGCUCAGCACGGCUAGGUAUUCUCGAGCAUGCUACGUACAGACAAUCUUUCUGGAUAUCUCCGGCGCCUUCGACAAUGCCUGGUGUCCGAUGAUGAUGGUGAAAGCGAAACGAGGUGGUUGUCCACCAAACAUUUACAAAAUGCUGGUGGACUACUUCACCUCCAGACGUGUGGGCCUCUACAUCGGGGACCGGGUAGAGUGGAAGACAUCGACUAUGGGAUGUCCUCAAGGCUCUGUGCUGGGCCCUACACUGUGGAACGUAUUGAUGGACGACCUACUCCGACUCCCUCUGCCUGAGGGAGUAGCCAUGACUGCCUAUGCUGUUGAUGUUACAAUCUUGAUUGAAUCUAAUACCAGAGCGGGUAUCGAAUCCAGGGCUAGAGUCACUUUGGACCUUGUACGGGAGUGGGGGCUAAGGAAUCGACUGGAGUUUUCCUCAUCAAAGUCGACCACCAUGACUAUUAGAGGGAAACUUCAGCGCCCCCCGUUAUUAAACUUGGUAGAGAAUCUGUAA
Parnassius mnemosyne (clouded apollo) is the source of this 1446-nucleotide messenger RNA. Lineage: Eukaryota; Metazoa; Arthropoda; Insecta; Lepidoptera; Papilionidae. The record is from the annotation of a GenBank genome assembly.